AAAAAAUACAAUCAUCAGCAUAUGAUAAAAAUGAAGAUGGUUUCAUUAAUAAUCCUUGUCAUCAGCUUCUUUUCUCUGAGUGUGAGCACUUAUGCAAACUUCAACAAUGGAGUUGAUAUAACUUGGGGUGGUGGAAGGGGAAAAAUAGAAGAAGGUGGUGAACUUCUCACCCUCUCAUUGGACAAGACUUCUGGUUCUGGUUUCCAGUCCAAGUAUGAAUAUCUCUUUGGCAGGAUUGACAUGAAGAUCAAGCUUGUUCCUGGGAACUCUGCUGGCACUGUAACUGCAUACUAUUUAUCAUCACUGGGAGCAACACAUGAUGAGAUAGAUUUUGAGUUUUUGGGGAACGUGAGUGGAGAACCAUACACACUGCAUACAAAUGUUUUCAGUCAGGGAAAAGGGAACAGAGAACAGCAGUUUUAUCUUUGGUUUGAUCCAAGAUUGGAUUUCCACACUUACACUGUUGUUUGGAACCCACAGGAAAUCCUGUUUUAUGUGGAUGGGACACCAAUAAGAGUUUUCAAGAAUAAUGAAGUCCAUGGGAUUCCAUACCCAAAGGCCCAGCCCAUGAAGCUUUACUCAAGCCUUUGGGCUGCUGAAGACUGGGCCACACGUGGCGGCCUCGUAAAGACCGAUUGGUCCAAGGCCCCAUUCGUAGCCGCUUAUCGCGGCUUCAGCGCCGACGCGUGCAUCGCCUCCGCGGGACACUCUACCUGCUCCUCCUCCCCACCUAAAUCCUCUUGGUGGACCCAAUCACUUGACCCCGCUGGGGCCCAGAAACUCAAGUGGGUACACGAUAAGUACAUGAUCUAUGACUACUGCAAGGACAACAGACGCGCACCACCUCCUGAAUGCUUCCUUUGAGUAUUUAUUAUUCUUAAACUAUUAAUUAAACAACCCUGAAUUAUUAUUAUGAUUUUAAUUGUGUGUGUGUGUGUGUGUGUGUUUCAUGAAAUUUAAAUGUAAUAAACAAAGUGAAGAGUCAUGAAUUUGAUGAAUGUAAUCAAAGUGAGGGGUGUGUGUAUCUAUUUUA
Messenger RNA from Dioscorea cayenensis subsp. rotundata (Guinea yam), 1033 nucleotides. RefSeq names its product probable xyloglucan endotransglucosylase/hydrolase protein 23. Lineage: Eukaryota; Viridiplantae; Streptophyta; Magnoliopsida; Dioscoreales; Dioscoreaceae. Gene Ontology annotation, cellular component: apoplast; cell wall. Gene Ontology annotation, molecular function: hydrolase activity, hydrolyzing O-glycosyl compounds; xyloglucan:xyloglucosyl transferase activity. The transcript is spliced from 3 exons. The coding region runs from base 22 to 864 and encodes 280 amino acids. Gene Ontology annotation, biological process: cell wall biogenesis; xyloglucan metabolic process. The record is from RefSeq and is a predicted model, not a curated record.